Ustilago hordei is the source of this 1665-nucleotide messenger RNA. RefSeq lists its product as uncharacterized. The transcript has 3 exons. Bases 1 to 1665 code for a protein of 554 amino acids. Lineage: Eukaryota; Fungi; Basidiomycota; Ustilaginomycetes; Ustilaginales; Ustilaginaceae. The record is from RefSeq and is a predicted model, not a curated record.
AUGAUGAUGACAGAGGAGAAUUUCGAAGAUCUAGGAUACAACAAAGAAAAUAUAUUCGACGAAACAGAUGAAGAGCCACUACGAGAAUACAUGGAUAUGGAGACAGACUCAGAAGAAAGAUUAAGCGAAGGAACAGUGGAGGUGAUGGAACAAGGACCAAUCGCCGAAACUCAGAUUGACAGCGAAUUCUAUGGACUCAUAGCGAUGCGACCGGAACGGAGAAAGAACCUGGACCCAACCAUACAUGAAGCAAUGAGUGGAAAGGACAGAAAGCACUGGGAGGAGGCCAUGCGAAAGGAGCUGGAUGGAUUGGAGGCGAUGGGCACAUGGGAGAUAGUCGACCUCCCAAAGGGUGCAAAUACCGUCGACACACGUUGGGUACUCAAGAUCAAAACCGAUGCAAACCUUGUGCCGACAAAGUUCAAAGCCUGGCUCGUGGCACGAGGUUUCACUCAACGCGAGGGCAUCGACUAUACAGAGGUCUUCGCACCACAAGCGUACCUGAACUCCACUAUACACCAUGAUGUAUACCUCAAGCCCCCAGUAGGAAUCGAAAUACCACCCAGAAAAGUGUUGAAGGUAGUGAAAGGACUGUACAGUCUGAAACAAUCGGGCCGAGAAUGGAACAUUGAGUUAGACUCACAUCUCCAGACGAUCGGAUUCCAUUGCAUGCCGAGCGCACCAUGCCUAUACUCAAGAGGGACAGGCGACAAGAUCACGAUCAUCACAGCAUACGUGGACGACAUGCUAAUAACAUCACCCAGUCAUGAUGAAGUAGACCAUGCAAAGCGAGAGAUCAUGGACAAAUGGGAGACACAAGACAAUGGAAGGGUCAAAGAAUUUCUGGGUAUCAAGAUCACACAUGAUAGAAGAUGGAGGAGGAUAUCUCUGGGUCUAACGGCAUACAUCAAGGAAAUGGUGAACAAAUGGUUAGGAGGAGCAAACGAGAAAUCUUGGGUACCCAUGCUGAGUGUAGCGAACGUUGCUGGAGGCGAGCGAUAUAUUGCCUUUGCUGUCGGCGUAUUGGUGCGAUAUAUGUCGAUCCCAAUCGACAGUGCAUGGAAGGCAGCCAUCCAUGUGGUAAAGUACCUGAACCAAACGAAUGAAUAUCAGUUGCACCUAGGAGGGGAGACAAACGAGCACUCGGAUACACUGGUAACGACGUAUACCGACGCAAACUGGGCAUCCGACCCCACAAAUGGACGAAGAAGCACCUCGGGGUCGAUAACAUAUGUAUAUGGGUGUCCAGUGAGUUGGAAAUCACAUGUUCAGAAGUGUGUGGCAUUGUCGGCAGUCGAAGCAGAGUUUGUCGCCGCUUCCGAAGUGGUGCGAGAAACCUUAUUCUUCUCAUAUUUGCUCCGGGAUUUGGAGACCACAGACGUUCGGCCCGUACUAUACACAGAUAGCCAGGGGUGCAUACAGGUGAGUAAAGAUCCAGCCAAACAUUGGAAGUUAAAGCACAUCGACACACGGUAUCAUUUCGUUUGCGAUCACGUGCAAGAGGGCGAUGUGGAAAUCAAAUAUGUCGGAAUGGCAAACAACAUUGCAGAUGUCUUGACAAAACCCUUACAGGGUCUUAACACCUCACGAUUGGCUAGGAUGAUAGGACUGGAGAUCCCGCCGAAGGGGGGAGUUGAAGAUGCAUCGGCAUCUCAAGCAAGAUGA